Molecule: messenger RNA, 1510 nt
Organism: Elgaria multicarinata webbii
Lineage: Eukaryota; Metazoa; Chordata; Lepidosauria; Squamata; Anguidae
Product: RLA class I histocompatibility antigen, alpha chain 11/11-like
Exons: 7
Coding region: 179-1258 (359 amino acids)
Biological process (GO): immune response
Cellular component (GO): external side of plasma membrane
Source: RefSeq, a predicted model, not a curated record
GACACGGAAGGGUCAUACCGCAUCAACACAAGCUACAAGGGAUUCGAUGCUGUCUCUCCACCAGUUAGAGGUUUACUGACUGACCUGUUUUGAACUUCUGUGCAAAUAAGGAACUGGGAACUAGCAGCUGACAGAAAGCGGAUUGUGACCCUAAGGAAGAGGUACGACUCAGACCGCGAUGAGGGCGUUUCGGUGGUCUCUUUUACUCCUGAUGGUUGCUGCGCUCCUGCUGGGGGGUUGCCCUGGUUCCUCCUCGCACUCCCUGCGCUAUUACUACACGUCUGUCUCUGAGCCCAGCCAGGGGCUGCCCCGCUUCGUCGCUGUGGGGUACGUGGACGAUCAGCUCUUUGUCCACUACGACAGCCACGGCAGCACGAGGAGGGCUGAGUCCCGAGCGCGAUGGAUGGCGCAGAUGGUGAAGGAGGACGCCCACUACUUGGACAGGAACACCCAGAGCUUUCGCUACGCUGAGCUGUGGUCCAGAGACAACCUGGCUGGCCUGAGGAAUCCUGGCGGAGGGCUUCACAUCUGGCAGCUCAUGUACGGCUGUGAGGUUUUCCAAGAUGGCCACAAAGGCGGGUUUUGGCAGUACGGCUACGACGGGAGGGACUUCCUCAGCCUGGACAACGAGACCCUCGCCUGGACGGCAGCCAGUGAAGAGGCCCAAAAUACCCAGAGGCGGUGGGAGGCUGAGACGAGGAACGCGCCCGUCUACAAGGCCUACCUGGAGGGGAGAUGCGUGGAGUGGCUGUGGAAGCACCUGGCCUAUGGGAAGGAGACCCUGCUGAGGAAAGAGCCCCCCGUAGGGAAGGUGACACGCAAGCCAGCUAGCCACGGCAAGGAGACCCUCGUCUGCCAGGCCCACGGCUUCUACCCCAAGGAGAUCGACGCCACCUGGACCAGGGACGGGGAUAUCAUGGACCAUGUCACCUUCCGUAGAAGUGUCGCACCCAAUUCGGACGGGACCUACCACCUCCGGAUCAGCAUUGAGAUCGACCCCAUGGAGAGGGACCGCUACCGGUGCCACGUGGACCAUGCCGCCUUGCGUGAGCCUCUGGUCUUGGCCUGCGGGGAGCCUGCUGCUACCGUGGGAGCCAUUUUGGAGGCCGUGGCUGUCGUGCUGGUGGCGGCUGGGAUCAUCUUCCUCCUCAGUAAGAAAACGCUCGAAGCCUUUGAGACCUGGCGAGAGAAAAGAGGUUACAAAGCGGUAUCCAGAAAGGAACUCCUCCCUGUGUCUAAUGUACGACUCCUAAUUUGAGAUGGCGGCGUGGUCAGUUCACUCCUGCUUCACUCCCGAUCGUCGCCUUUUAAAACUCUCAAGACUGCCGGGCUAUUUAGCUAUUUCAGUUUUCACUUCGGCUCGGUUUUCUAUAUACUUGCAUGCUGUGUUUUGAGGAGAGUGUGAUUAAUUCCAGUUGAUUUUGGAUUCUGUCCAAGAGUAGGGUGACUAUAACGGGAAAAGAGGACAGGGUUCCUGUGUCUUUAACAGUUGAAUAGUAAAGGGAAUGUC